Plasmopara halstedii is the source of this 312-nucleotide messenger RNA. RefSeq lists its product as uncharacterized. The record is from RefSeq and is a predicted model, not a curated record. The transcript is spliced from 2 exons. NCBI's taxonomy places the organism in Eukaryota, Oomycota, Peronosporomycetes, Peronosporales, Peronosporaceae. The coding region runs from base 1 to 312 and encodes 103 amino acids.
AUGCUCUCCAGGUCGUACAUGAAUCUUACAGCCGCUAAUAACUCGGUAAAUGAGUCAGACAACAUACCGGUAGAACGAGUAUUGCAACAUUUGCCGCCAAAGAAUCUAUUAUAUCGGAACACCAAGUAUCAUUAUAUAUUACACAUCGGUACCCGUUCCGGAACUGGCGAGCUUAUUCUACGAUCGCUAGCACGACGUGCCGCCGCUCAGCUUGGAGCAGAAUCAAAGAUAGUGACCUACACAUGGCCUUCACUCAAAUGGAUGCUCGUCUGGUGGCAGUUAAAUAAGGGCUUGACGAUUUUCAAAAGCUAA